UUGAAGAAAGAUCCUGAAAGACGUUUGUUGUACCCGUUGAAGUUUCCUUCUAUCUGGCAUUACUUCAAAAAAGCUGAAGCGUCAUUCUGGACGGUUGAGGAAGUAGACCUCAGCAAGGACAUGGCGGACUGGGAGAAACUAAAUGACGGAGAGAGGCACUUUAUUUCCCAUGUUUUGGCAUUUUUCGCCGCUUCUGAUGGAAUUGUGAACGAAAAUCUGGUGGAAAAUUUUUCACAAGAAGUUCAGGCGCUGGAAGCGCGAUACUUUUACGGCUUUCAGAUUGCACUGGAAAAUAUACAUUCUGAGAUGUAUUCGUUACUUAUCGAUGCUUACAUCAAAAACCCCGCUCAAAGGGAGUUGCUGUUCAACGCCGUCGAAACGCUGCCGUGUGUGAAGAAGAAAGCAGACUGGGCGUUGAGAUGGAUCCACGGGAAAUCGACACCUUUUGCUGAACGCCUUGUUGCCUUCUCUGCCGUCGAAGGUAUUUUUUUCAGCGGCAGCUUCGCGGCUAUAUUUUGGUUGAAGAAACGUGGUCUUAUGCCGGGUUUAACGUUCAGCAACGAACUCAUAUCACGCGACGAGGGACUACAUACUGAUUUUGCAUGUCUAAUGUUUCAUCAUUUGGUGCACAAGCCUCCCGAGUCAAGAAUCAAGCAGAUUAUCACGGAUGCUUUGGAGAUCGAAGUAGAGUUCCUCACUGAGGCGAUUCCCGUCGACCUGAUUGGCAUGAACUGUCGCCUAAUGAAGCAAUACAUGGAGUUUGUUGCUGAUCGUCUGCUUGUGGAGUUAAACUGUUCCAAGAUUUAUAAAGUGACGAAUCCAUUCGAUUUUAUGGAACACAUAUCUCUGCAGGGAAAGACGAACUUCUUCGAAAAAAGGGUUGGCGAAUAUCAAAAAUGCGGCGUAAUGACAGAUCAUUCAGAGCAGCAGCGAGUUUUCACGUUGGAUGCUCAAUUUUAG
Soboliphyme baturini is the source of this 960-nucleotide messenger RNA. NCBI's taxonomy places the organism in Eukaryota, Metazoa, Nematoda, Enoplea, Dioctophymatida, Soboliphymatidae. The record is from the annotation of a GenBank genome assembly.